UAUAAUGAUGGAGGAUGGGAUCAGGAUGUAGUUCUGAAGAAGCCCCUAAAGUCAGCCCGAGGGAGACCAAGGACGCACCUAUCGAAAGUCUCGUUGACACAAGUAUCCACAAAGAAAAAACUAGAAAAGAUCAUUUAUCCACUUCACAUUCGUCAACCAUGUCUGGAAAGAGGAGACCCGUAAGAACGAAGUCCAUUGUAGAAGGAGAAGCAUAUGAUAUGCUGUUAGUGAGGCACAGUGAACUGAAACCAACACUAAAAGAAUUUGAUCAAGCCCUGAAAAAGCUUCAAAACAUGAAUAAAAUCACGGAGGAGAUGUACCCGAAAAUAUAUGAACUACUUGAUAAAAAAGUAGACGAUCCAUUUCAAGACCACCAAGACCUGGAGCAGAGACUGGUGAUGGGAAACUACUUGGCCAAAAAUGGGUUCGUCCCUCAUUUAGUGGACGUAUACCAGGCUGUCUGGUCUAAUCAUGAUCUCGAAUGGUUUGACGAUGACCUUGAAGAGGAGGAAUCGGAAUCAGAAUUUUUCAAGCUUUUAGCACUAAUCAGGACAAUUUUAUGGAAUUAUGCUGAUGGGAGUCCCAAAUUUGCCGAAUCUAUUGUUAAUGACACACAGUUCUUUCAAUAUCUGACUGAAGAUUUAUUAGCUGUGAAACAGGACCUGGAAGAACUGGAGGACGAAAUUACGAAUGAAAACCACUUUCCAUUUAACUCCACUCUUGGAAUACUCAAUAACUGUGCUCGUAAUGCUGCUACAAAAGAUGUUUACAGUAUCAAGCGUUUGUCUAAGAAGGACGAACAUGAGUCAAAGGAUGUCAAUAUGGUAGAAAUAUUACAAGAGCUGUUGAAAACAGAUAUAACAUAUGUUAAGCUCGUUGUCUUGUUGGCAUUGUCGUACAUGGUCAAUGAGGAACAAAACAGAAAAAUCACUGCCGAUGAAUCCAUUUUUGAUUUCCUACUUGACAUGGUACACAAGGCUGAAAAAGCAAACGAUCGCAGGCAGUGGGGAUUUUCUAUCCAUGAGCUCAUUAAUGGUUUGGCAAAAUUGGCUAAAAAUGAUGAGAACAAAACAACCAUUAUGAAAAAGGGUGCCUUUCAGACCCUAAAACGAAUUUUAAAACAAGGAAAUGUAGCAGAACAGAUUGCAGUUGUCAACGUCAUUUGGGAGUUGUCUUUUGCAAAAAAGAAUAAAGAACUAUUUAAGAAUGAUAAAGAAGUUUGGAAAACACUUCAAAACCUUUACAAUAGCGACAAUGAAGAGUUAUCAAAGGCAGCCCAGGGAGCUUGUUUUGUUAUAAAUGAGGGGCAAGACAAAGCUAAAAAGAAAAAGGAAAAAGUAGAAGAAAAAGCAGAAGAAUCUGCUAUUGCAGGACAUAUCAUGCUAAGCUACAAUUGGGCAAACCAGAAAAUUCUUUUACAGAUCAGGGAUCGUCUUCAAGAGAAAGGCUUCACGGUUUGGAUGGACGUUGACAACAUGGAAGGUUCCAUCCUAGAGGCCAUGGCUCGAGCAGUGGAAGAAGCUAGAAUUAUACUAGUGUGCUACUCUGAGAAGUACAAAGAUAGUCAAAAUUGUCGAACUGAGGCAGAAUAUGCUUACUCACAAAAGAAAGAAAUUAUUCCGCUUUUGAUGGAGAGAGGUUACAAAGCAACUGGAUGGCUGGGUGCCAUGAUAGGAGCUAAACUGUUUUACGAUUUUAGCGGAAAGUACGAUUUUGACAGAAAAUUUGGAGAACUUUAUACCGCAUUGACUGGGAAAAUUUUUCCACAGAAGACCAAGGCAUUGUCAGCCAUUCCUGAGAAUGCUGUUCCGAGCCUGAUGCCUGCAUCUGACGACAGCGUUGUCUUAAUGGAUUGGACGAGAAAAGAUAUUGAGAAAUGGCUUAAUGACAAUCAAUUAACAGCAUUUUCUGGAUUGAAAAAUCUAUCUGGCAAACAACUUGUAUUUCUUUACAAGCUAUUCCGAAGGGCCCCUGAGUAUUUCUAUAGAUGCAUUGAAGAAAAGCUAGGAAUGAAAAGUCUUGAAGAUUUGAUGAAAUUCAGUGAUGCUAUAGAGAAACUGCAAGCAGAAUACCCAGACAUUAAUCGAUUGAUUCAUUAAAUUCAGUAUAAUUUACUGGAUUUUCGGUUGUUAUAAGAUUGUGCCAAUUUCAUUAAC
Molecule: messenger RNA, 2156 nt
Organism: Saccostrea echinata
Lineage: Eukaryota; Metazoa; Mollusca; Bivalvia; Ostreida; Ostreidae
Exons: 13
Coding region: 15-2099 (694 amino acids)
Biological process (GO): signal transduction
Source: RefSeq, a predicted model, not a curated record